Penicillium maclennaniae is the source of this 1011-nucleotide messenger RNA. Its product is annotated as glycoside hydrolase family 18 protein. The transcript has 5 exons. Bases 1 to 1011 code for a protein of 336 amino acids. Gene Ontology annotation, cellular component: extracellular region. Gene Ontology annotation, molecular function: chitin binding; chitinase activity. Gene Ontology annotation, biological process: chitin catabolic process; carbohydrate metabolic process. NCBI's taxonomy places the organism in Eukaryota, Fungi, Ascomycota, Eurotiomycetes, Eurotiales, Aspergillaceae. The record is from RefSeq and is a predicted model, not a curated record.
AUGCUUUCUGCUGCCAAAGGAAUCUUUCGUCGGCGGCCCGCAGUUGACCCCGCCAAUGCCGCAGCCUCAUACGAGGUGCCUUUGUACACGAAUGCGGCAUACUAUCCCAACUGGAGGAUCUAUCGCAAGCAGCCACCUUCGUCCCUGCGUCUGGGUUUCGUAUCUCACGUGUUUUACGCAUUUGCUUGGGUCAAAGAAGAUGGCACUGUCUAUUUAAGUGAUGAAUGGGCUGAUACCCAGAUGCCGGUUGAUGGCGCCGAGGGCUGCAUACAAGCAUUCGUCCAACUCAAGCAGCAAUAUUCGAAAAUGAGGGUCAUUCUUUCUGUCGGUGGUGGUGGUAAAGGAAGUGAGAAUUUUGCUGUUGUAGCCCGCAGUCGUUCGGGGUUGGAAACGUUCGCUCGAACAGCGCGUGCGUUGGUUGACCAAUAUGGACUGGAUGGCAUUGAUGUCGACUGGGAGCACCCUGCAGACCCGCAGCAGGGCAAGGACUACGUCCGUCUUCUCGCCAAAUUGCGAGAAGUCCUGCCUGCUCCUCGAUAUGUUUUAGCAACCUGCCUCCCGGCGGGCCCGUGGGGCCCUGAGACCGGCCACCAAGCCCAACUUUACGGUACACCGACCUCCGGGUACUCGGCCGUGGACUAUGUGUUGACGCAGGGAGUGCCCUCGCGAAAGGUCAUCCUCGGUGUUCCGGUAUAUGGCCGCUCAUUUCUUGGAAGUACUGGGCCUGGGCAGCGGUAUACUGGAACCGGAGGCGAAGACGGUGUGUUUGAUUACAGCGAUCUACCGCGCCCAGGAGCCCAAGAAAUGCACGAUGAACAAGCUGGUGCUGCGGCUUGUGUAGGUGCAGAUGGCGGGUUUGUUACUUACGAUAUUCCUGCUACGGUCAAGCAGAAAGCAGAAUUCGUGAUCUCGUCUAAACUUGGGGGAAUAUUUUAUUGGCACAUCUGUUCCGAUGCUAGAGGCUCUCGCAGCUUGAUCGAGACUGGAUACAACACACUGCAUGAGAUGUGA